ACCACUGCUCACAUAUGUGAGGGUGAAAAAUGGCAGCAAUCGUGUCCAAGAGACUGAAUUUUCUCUUUUCGCGGCCGCUUUUGGCGCGGCCAGGGGCUUCGGCGGAGGUGUCCGCCCGUGCCGUCCACUUCGUCUACCAUCCGGACACCGGGAAACCACCGGUGUCCGGGGAGACAACGAAACUGAACAUGUUUCAAGCGAUAAAUAGUGCGCUGCACUCCGCUCUGGAGAAGGACGACAGUGCCAUCAUUUUCGGCGAGGACGUUGCUUUCGGCGGCGUCUUCCGGUGCACCCUCGGGCUGAAGGACAAGUUCGGCGCCGACAGAGUCUUCAACACGCCGCUCUGCGAGCAGGGCAUUGCCGGAUUCGGCAUCGGGGUCGCGACCGCCGGCGCCACGGCCAUCGCCGAACUGCAGUUUGCCGACUACAUGUUUCCUGCCUUUGACCAAAUUGUGAACGAAGCAGCCAAGUACCGGUACAGAAGUGGAGGGCUGUUCGAGUGUGGAAAACUUACCAUCAGGUCUCCAUGCAGUGCUGUCGGACACGGCGCCGUCUACCACUCGCAGAGUCCAGAGGCAUAUUUUGCGCACACCCCAGGACUGAAAGUGGUUGUCCCUCGAGGCCCUAUUGCCGCCAAGGGACUUCUCUUGGCUUGCAUUAGAGAUCCGGAUCCGUGCAUUUUCCUCGAGCCCAAAGUUUUGUACAGAACUGCAGAGGAAAUGGUGCCUAAGGUUGAUUACACGUUACCCCUGGGCAAGGCUCAAGUGCUAGCCUCUGGCAACAAUGUCACCCUGAUUGGCUGGGGCACUCAGAUUCACGUUUUGUUGGAAGUGGCCAAACUGGCCAAGGAGCAACUCAAGGUUAACUGUGAGGUCAUUGACCUGCAGACGAUUUUGCCUUGGGAUAAAGAAACGGUGUGCCAGUCGGCAAGAAAAACAGGUAGGGUUAUUGUGGCCCACGAGGCGCCGCUGACUUGCGGCUUCGGAGCUGAAAUCGCAGCCACAAUCCAGCAAGAGUGCUUCUUGCAUUUAGAGGCGCCGGUCACAAGGGUCACAGGCUUUGAUACGCCGUUCCCUCACAUUUUCGAGCCUUUCUACUUGCCCACCAAGUGGCGCUGCCUUGAAGCUGUGAAGAAAAUCGUCAAUUACUAAAAUUGAAUUUUCUUUGUAAAAUGAAAGUGCCAUUGCUCACAAAAUGCCAUGACUUGUGGAUCUUGCGCAAAAAUCGGAAUCAGAAAUUUAUAAAAUAAUAUAUAUCAUUACGUGCCUUUAUAAAAAUGUACCUCAGAGCAGAUCUUAUUUUUAUUGUUAUAUCUCAAAGUGAGAGAAUAUUUUUGUUAAAACUGAAAUUGUCUUGGAAAAAUAAAUUUAUAAAAUCAAAA
Messenger RNA from Neocloeon triangulifer, 1381 nucleotides. RefSeq names its product 2-oxoisovalerate dehydrogenase subunit beta, mitochondrial (gene BckdhB). Gene Ontology annotation, molecular function: catalytic activity. Gene Ontology annotation, biological process: branched-chain amino acid catabolic process; response to nutrient. NCBI's taxonomy places the organism in Eukaryota, Metazoa, Arthropoda, Insecta, Ephemeroptera, Baetidae. Bases 30 to 1151 code for a protein of 373 amino acids. The transcript has 3 exons. The record is from RefSeq and is a predicted model, not a curated record.